Molecule: messenger RNA, 654 nt
Organism: Ixodes scapularis (black-legged tick)
Lineage: Eukaryota; Metazoa; Arthropoda; Arachnida; Ixodida; Ixodidae
Product: putative nuclease HARBI1
Exons: 3
Coding region: 1-654 (217 amino acids)
Source: RefSeq, a predicted model, not a curated record
AUGAGGAUUACGGUUGUAUCAUACUUGCAUGUCUGUUUUCUUUUAACUCAUUCUACAGGUUUCCUCGGGAUCGCUGGCUUCCCACGGGUGCUCGGCUGCAUAGACGGCACCCAUGUGGCCAUCAAGGUGUCCAAGGAGGACAAACCAGUUUACCUCAACCGCAAGGGAUACACUUCGAUUAACGUCCAGGCUGUGUGUGAUGCCAACAACGUAGUGACCCAGCUGACUGUCAAGUGGCCUGGCAGCACCCACGACAGUUUUAUGUGGAGGAAUUGUGACCUCUAUGAGAAGUUCUGUGCUGGCACUGCCCCUGAUGGCUGGCUGCUUGGGGAUGCUGGCUACUCCGUGCAGCCCUGGCUAAUGACCCCAAUCAGGGCACCGAAGGAUGAACCGGAGGAAGAGUACAACGAGGCGCUGACGAAGACCCGACAGGUCAUUGAGCGAACGUUUGGACUCCUCAAGUCCAGAUUCAGGUGCCUGGACAAAUCUGGAGGAGUACUCCAGUACAAGCCUCAGAUCUGCUGCCGCAUCACUGUGGCCUGCGUAGUUUUACACAACUACUGCAUGCGCCACCAUGUGUCCUUCAACGAACCACUAGGUAAUAUAAUAGGCCCUUUCCACAAUUUAAGCGCUCCUGGCAGCAAGGCAGUUUGA